Messenger RNA from Nylanderia fulva, 749 nucleotides. NCBI's taxonomy places the organism in Eukaryota, Metazoa, Arthropoda, Insecta, Hymenoptera, Formicidae. The record is from RefSeq and is a predicted model, not a curated record.
AUGCUUAGGAGUUUUCCCAAAGCACGUAGUCAUAUGGAGAAUAGUUUUAGGUUGGUGGAUGCAUUGUCUGGAGUGUUCAUUGAGGAUGACUUCGUAUUGAUUUCUUUAGAUGCAGUUUCUUUGUUUACAAAUAUUCCGAUUGAACUGGCAAUCGAAAGUGUUCGGAAGAGCGCCAUCGUGCGUGAAGAGGCGGCCCGCAGCGCCGCUAAUUUAUUCGCGCCGCUGCCUUUUAAUCGCCUGCGCGUCCCCGCCGUCGUCGUCGUCCGCGUCCCCGUCGUCAAUGUCGAUAAUUGGAUAACACGCUGCAAAAAAUCGUGCACGACCGCCUUCGUUAUUUUGAUACCAUAUGGAGGGAGAAACAACGCACCGCAAGUGAUAACCGCCGUAAUCUUCGUGAGACCGAAGGAGCAGGUCCAUAAAUUGGGAAAUAGAGAGAGAAGAAGCAUUACAGUCCAUAUGCCUCUCUCGACAGCCACCAUAUACCUAAAAGUUGCGGGUUUUCAAAGCUUCUUGCUAGAGAAGAUUGGAACGGAUGGAAGAUCGGACAAGUGCGAAAUUGGAACGCGCGCACGCGAAACGGGCGAAUGAGUUUCGUUCGAUACGGCAUAAAUAUUCACGGCUGGAUCGGAAACGCGCGACGUCGAAAUUAGAUGACGCAAAUUGCAUUACACCCCGGAUGUCUCGAAACUGUCGUCUUUUCUUCCGAAGUCAGACGAAGAUAACGCCGCACCAGUCAAGAAGAAUGACGU